AUGUGGUCCUCGGUUCUCUCCUGCUGUAGCGACUGCUCCCUGUGGUCCCAGCCCUCGAGCCUCCGCAGCCCGCUUGUGAAACGGGGCCCCGGUCCCCAGGACAACGCCCCCUACAACGCCCCCUACGAUGCCCCCUACGACACCCCCUACGACGCGUCCUACGACGCCUCCUACGACGCCUCCUACGACGCCGUCGGCGCCAGGGAGCCAAAAAAUCAAGCCGGAAAAAACAAAACACUGGAUGAACUUAGUGGGUCAACAUCCAGAGGAAGCAUUGGGUCCCUGAUGUCCGGCGAAGUCGGCGAGGUCGACCCAUUCAAAGAUAUUGCGAAUAAUCAGUACCGAAGAAAGUCAUUAAAGUCAAGACAGAGAAACACGUCGAGCGACUCGACAGGUUCGAGCGACCGAGGGUCGGUCGAGGGCAGCCGCUACGUCAAGAGGGGGCCCCGCACGAGGGGGGCACGCGCACCCCCCCUCCCCGGCACCACCAUCACCAUCACCCAGCAGCCAAAAAGUGAAGACAUUUACCGGCCCGACUUGAGGAAGGAUAGUUCAGUCUCUGCUGUUGGAACCUCCACACCUGUCAGAAUUCAGACUCCAGUGGAACGGCACGCAAGCUCCGCGUCAUCGCUCAGCCUCAGCACGACAUCCAGGAGGAAUGUGAGUCAAGCGUCUUAG
This is a messenger RNA of Hyalella azteca, 678 nucleotides long. RefSeq lists its product as uncharacterized. The transcript has 4 exons. Bases 1 to 678 code for a protein of 225 amino acids. The record is from RefSeq and is a predicted model, not a curated record. Lineage: Eukaryota; Metazoa; Arthropoda; Malacostraca; Amphipoda; Hyalellidae.